CCCAGCCUCGGGAUGGCGUCCUCUCUGCUUGAGGAGGAAGCUCACUAUGGCUCCAGUCCCCUGGCCAUGCUGACUGCAGCGUGCAGCAAAUUCGGUGGCUCCAGCCCUCUGCGGGACUCGACAUCACUGGGCAAAGCAGGCACGAAGAAGCCAUACUCUGUGGGCAGUGACCUCUCAGCCCCCAAAACCAUGGGGGACACCUACCCAGCCCCCUUUUCAAGCACCAAUGGGCUUCUGUCACCUGCAGGCAGUCCUCCGGCGCCUGCCUCGGGCUAUACCAAUGACUACCCGGCCUUUUCCCACUCCUUCCCUGGGCCCACGGGCACCCAGGACCCCGGGCUCCUAGUGCCCAAGGGGCACAGCUCUUCUGACUGCCUGCCCAGUGUCUACACCUCUCUGGACAUGGCGCACCCUUACGGCUCCUGGUACAAGGCGGGCAUCCACGCGGGCAUCUCACCAGGCCCAGGCAACGCUCCUACUCCUUGGUGGGACAUGCACCCUGGGGGCAACUGGCUAGGCGGGGGGCAGGGCCAGGGUGACGGGCUGCAAGGGACACUGCCCACUGGCCCUGCUCAGCCUCCACUGAACCCCCAGCUGCCCACCUACCCCUCCGACUUUGCACCCCUUAAUCCAGCCCCCUACGCAGCUCCCCACCUCCUACAACCAGGGCCCCAGCAUGUCCUGCCCCAAGACGUCUAUAAACCCAAGGCAGUGGGCAGCACUGGGCAGCUGGAGGGGAGUGGUGGAGCCAAGCCUCCGAGGGGCGCAGGCACAGGGGGCAGCGGUGGCUAUGGGGGCAGCGGGGCGGGACGCUCCUCCUGUGACUGCCCCAACUGUCAGGAGCUGGAGCGGCUGGGGGCAGCGGCAGCUGGGCUUCGGAAAAAGCCCAUCCACAGCUGUCACAUCCCCGGCUGCGGCAAGGUGUACGGCAAGGCCUCCCACCUGAAGGCACACCUGCGCUGGCACACGGGCGAGAGGCCCUUUGUCUGCAACUGGCUCUUCUGUGGCAAGCGGUUCACCCGUUCGGAUGAGCUGGAACGUCACGUGCGCACUCACACCCGGGAGAAGAAAUUCACCUGCCUGCUCUGCUCCAAGCGCUUCACCCGGAGUGACCACCUGAGCAAACACCAGCGUACGCACGGCGAGCCAGGCCCCGGUCCCCCGGCCACCGGUCCCAAGGAGUUGGGCGAGGGCCGCACCGCGGGGGAAGAGGAGGCCAGCCAGACACCGCGACCUUCCGCCUCGCCAGCACCCCCAGAGAAAGGCCCUGCAGGCAGCCCUGAGCAGAGCAACCUGCUGGAGAUCUGA
Molecule: messenger RNA, 1308 nt
Organism: Lepus europaeus (European hare)
Lineage: Eukaryota; Metazoa; Chordata; Mammalia; Lagomorpha; Leporidae
Gene: SP7
Product: Sp7 transcription factor
Exons: 2
Coding region: 13-1308 (431 amino acids)
Biological process (GO): regulation of transcription by RNA polymerase II
Molecular function (GO): DNA-binding transcription factor activity, RNA polymerase II-specific; RNA polymerase II cis-regulatory region sequence-specific DNA binding
Source: RefSeq, a predicted model, not a curated record